UUAAAUCAUUGCUUGCCGAUAUUUCUAAUUGAUUUCCCCAACUGAUUACUCCCCUAAUUUAUUGUCAUCUAGUAUGUUUUUGUAUGUAUAUUCAAGCAUUUUUGUAGUUUUAGUUGAUUUCAUGAUGUAAUUUGUGAAUUCAUUGACUUUUGGGGGAAAAAAAUUUGUGGGUGUAUCGUUUUAUAUCCUUCUUACUCUUUUGGAUGUUUGGCUUUCUAUAUUCUGUAUUGUGCUGAAAUAUUGACAUGGAUUUUCUGGGAUUUGGAAAUUAUAACCUCCCAUUCAAUCUUUUAUUGACUUUUUUGGUAUUAGUACCCUUUUCCAGUUGGAUUUAAAACUGUUUGAUCAUGUUAUUUGAUAGAUGUGCCAAAUUGGUAGUUAGUUGUAUCAUCAGUUGGGUUUUGAUAGAUUAUGGUUUAAUCUGCUGGUUCUAUAGUACCCACUAGUUGAUUUGUUUGUUUAGAGCUUUGUCAAAGUUUGUGUCUUUUAUUUGCUUGGGAGAUGUUGCAAUUAUUAGAAGAAAAUGCCACUAUUUUUAUCUUUAGUAAGUUAUGUAGUGGAUUAGUCUAUAUAGUAUUAGCUGAAAGAAAAAAACUUUGAGGUGAUUCACUCAUGAUUUAUUGGGAUAGAUAUGCUUAUGCUAUAGCCAAGUAAUCAUUUAUAUUAAGAUUCUUAUUUUACCACCUUACUUCUUAUAUAUGUGAAGUUGCUGAUGAUAUUUUUUACCAUGGGUUAAUCGGCAACAACUUCUUUGAAAUUGCAAAAACAAGGACCCUGAUGAUCGUCCUAUGAGCAGGAUACACAAGCUAUGAUAAUGGUAUCUAAAUGGAAAAUGAGGUUUGAUCCCUAGAUUCAUCAGUGAACUACCAAGUUUUGAUUCCUAGUUUUCCCUGCCUACCUGACUACCAUUUACUGAAUUCAACCACCAAAACCAGAACCUGGAAGCAGCAUCAUCAACCCAUAAAACACAUUCAAAAUGUGCACAGUAGAAAAAAGAGGCAACAUCUUCAUCCUAACCCUAACUAGCAAUGAAAAUGAAAAUGAUGAGCAUCGCCUUAAUCCGACUCUAAUCACCUCUCUUCGUUCUGUCAUUGCUGACUUAAAAUCUCAAUCUCUCGCCUCUCCUGAUACAUCAUACGCCCUUAUCACAACAGCAACCGGGAAAUUCUUUUCCAAUGGUUUUGAUCUCCAAUGGGCCUUAUCUACCGGAAAGCCCUCCUUUGUUAGUCGUCUUCAUUUCAUGGUAGAAUCCUUUCAGCCAUUGGUUGCCGACUUUUUAUCUCUACCUAUGCCGACAAUUGCAGCAAUCAAUGGCCAUGCCUCUGCAGCAGGCUUCGCCUUGGCACUUUCACACGACUAUAUGCUGAUGAGGAAAGAUAGAGGAGUCUUGUACAUGAGUGAAGUGAAUAUCGGGUUAACUUUGCCCGAGUAUUUCAAUGUUCUUUUCAGGGAGAAACUUGGGUGGAAAGCGAGAAGAGAAAUUUUGUUGAACGGGAGGAAAUUGAAAGGAGAAGAAGGUGUUAAGUUGGGGGUUCUCGAUGAAGUGCUAGAAAGCACAGAGGAAUUAAUACAAAGAAGUUUAAAGUUAGGGGAAGAACUAGUGAAGAAGAAUUGGAAUGGGGAAGUUUAUGCCGAGAUUAGGAAGGGAUUGUACCCUGAAUUGUGUAGAGAGUUGGGGUCGAGCAGGAAGCCUGUGGUUCGCCCUCGGCUAUAAUUUCUCUUCGUGUUUGCUGCUUGAGUCGAGGGACUCUUUGAUCGCAUUCUCUGUUAUGGAUAUGAAUUGCCGUUUUUCUUCCCUCCACAGACCCCGAUCAUAGUUUUCCUAUGAGCGGGAUACAUUGGGUAUGAUGAUGAUUUGCUGCUAUACUUCUCAAACUCCAAUGUGGUUUUCUGGAAUUCAUUAGCUUUUAUCAUUAAUGAUAAUAGGUUUUCUAUUCAAUGUACAGUGGAUACUUCAUGUAAAAUUCUUCAUUGCUUUGGAGGAGAAACUAAAUCUUAUAUUCAUGUGCUUUCUUAAUUAAUAGUUUGUUUGAUGCUAUGUUUUGAAUAGAGGGAAAAAUGGAUGGAUGCAAGGGAAUGUAAUUCAAGGGGAUAACUCCUUUGCGUUUUGUACAAAAUAAAGUCUUCUUGAUUGGAAAGAUUUGGAAGUUAAAUACGUCAA
Amaranthus tricolor (Joseph's coat) is the source of this 2161-nucleotide messenger RNA. RefSeq names its product enoyl-CoA delta isomerase 2, peroxisomal-like. The transcript is spliced from 3 exons. Gene Ontology annotation, biological process: fatty acid beta-oxidation. Lineage: Eukaryota; Viridiplantae; Streptophyta; Magnoliopsida; Caryophyllales; Amaranthaceae. Gene Ontology annotation, cellular component: peroxisome. The coding region runs from base 977 to 1714 and encodes 245 amino acids. Gene Ontology annotation, molecular function: enoyl-CoA hydratase activity; delta(3)-delta(2)-enoyl-CoA isomerase activity. The record is from RefSeq and is a predicted model, not a curated record.